Messenger RNA from Populus nigra (black poplar), 2769 nucleotides. RefSeq lists its product as uncharacterized. The transcript has 7 exons. The record is from RefSeq and is a predicted model, not a curated record. Bases 1 to 2769 code for a protein of 922 amino acids. Lineage: Eukaryota; Viridiplantae; Streptophyta; Magnoliopsida; Malpighiales; Salicaceae.
AUGGGUGAAUUUAUUGAAGAUGCCAACAAUGUGAGAUCAUUUGAUGUUGAUCAGUCAGAUGAGAUUUCUCAACCAUGUCGUGUCCUUCCUACUACAACACUUGAUGAUCCAAAUAUACUUGUUGAAUCAUCUUAUUAUAAAGAAAUCAGCAUGCCUCGACGAGGAUCCAUAUUAGAUUCUAGGAGUGACAGGUCUACUUCAUCCAAGUCAUUUCAAACUACAUCAAGGCAUAAUAACAAAGGAUCCACAUUUCAUCAACCUGUGUAUCAGAACGUAAAUGAGUAUUAUAUACCCACUUUGGGGAGUACACAUCCUCCUCCACAUGAUUAUGGGAGGGUUGAUGCAUAUCAAUAUUGUGAGGGCUUUCGUUUUCAAGAUUUGCUUCAAACUCAAGGAGGUUUCUCUCGAGAUAACCAACUUGUUUAUGGAGGACAUAAUUUAUAUGGGACUUAUGGGAGAGUUGAUGGUAAUGAUGAUGAUGUGAACAUUAGAAAUGAAGAUGAGGGAGACGGUAGUAAUGAGAGAGGUGUAUGUGAUGAGAGAGAUGUAUGUGAUGAGGAUCAAGAUGGUGUUCCAUCAUAUCACGGUUCAACGUCUUCUCCAUACAAUUAUGAUCAAAGUGUUAAAAGGAAGGGUUUUGACACGCCAAUAGAUCCAAUAACAAGAAAAAAAGAGCUUUGUUUGUAUGGAACAACAGAGUUUAAUAACGCAUCGUGUGGCCGUGCAAUCGGAGAUAUUUUGAGGUCCAAUUUUAAGGGAGCAUGGCACUCUUGGGAAAAAGUAGAUCCAAUGUGCAGGGAUGAACUCUUUAAAGAGUUUAAGAAAAAAUAUUCCUUUCCUGAGGAAGAUGAGUCGAUUGUUCGUAAUAUUUGGGAAGAUAAGGCUAGGAUAGCUUUGAAUCAACAAUUGACACGAGCUCGCAAGAAAGCCAUGUCAAAAGAAAACACUACAAAUAUUAUAGAUUGUCUUGAUAAAGGUCCUGCCUGGAUAAACAAUGAUAACUGGAAUCAAAUGAUCAAAGAUGUUUGGUCCACCCCUGAAUUUCAAAGGAGAUCUGAAUCUGCUAGGAGGAAUCGAUUAACCAAAACAGAUGGCAAAAUAAGCACUCAUUCUGGAGGAACAGUGUCAUUUGCAUCAUAUCGAGCUAACAUGCAAGAGGAAGCUGGUGGAAAAGAACCUCCAUGGGAUGAUGUCUUUUCAGCUUUGCAUCAAAGUAUUAAGCAAUCUGGUAGCUUCGUCGACAACAAGUCUAAAAAAGUGGUUGAAAAUUAUAAAAUGGAGAUGAUUUCAAAGUAUGGAACUGAUCGGGAAAAUCAUCCUUCAUUUGAUGGAGCAGCUUGGUGUGUGGCUUCAGGAGGAGUUACAAAGGGUAGGGUAUAUGGUGCACCUCGUAUGCCAAAAUCAAAAGUUAGUACAAGCUCUUCAUCACAUUCCUACUCGGUGGAGUCAUCAUAUCCCAGUUCAUCGUAUCGAGCAUUGCAAAAGGAGAUAAAGGAUAAAGAAGAAGAGAUAAAGAAAAAAGAUGAUUUUAUUCUUGAAAUGAAACGGCAGAUGGAUUCCAUGAAAGAAUAUCUUGUGAACAAUCUUGGAUACCAUGGUGGGACAUCAAAUAUUAAUCAAGGUAUGCCACCACCUUUGACUCCAUCAAUAUCGCCACCUAUGGCUCCUCAGAUAAUGACACCUAUAGUUGCCGAGUCCAGGGCAGACUUUGACCAUCUCUGUAGUGAAGUACAUGAUGCUAUUGAGUCACAUCAUUAUGUGCCAAAUGUAUCAAUAUCUGAUACUAUAGCCUCUACACUUGCUAUUCAGAUCACUUUAUUUCCAAAUAAAGGUUUUUGCAUCGGCCACACCACUAACCAUGCUGUUCUUGAUGGCUUGAGCGUAUCCUUCUUCAUGAAUGCAUGGGCUCGCAUUUGCAAACAGUUAGUCGAUGAAAAUAUGGAAAACCCUAGCUUGUUACCGGAAGAAUUAACCCCGUUUUUCAAUCGAACAGCUGUUCAGGAUCCAGAAGGGUUAGACAUGUCGUACUUGAAAUUCUGGCUGGGAGUGAAAUCUCCAGGUUCUGAUAACAAUCCUAGGAGUUUGAAAUUCUUCCCAAGGGUUAGACAUGUCCUCGAACUUUCUCGUGAAGACAUACAGAAGCUUCGGAAAACGAUAAACUCUCAACUUGAUAAGCUUGGAUCUAAAGAGGAAGCAAAUCAAACAAAGCCAAUAUAUUUGUCGACUUACGUGCUUGUAUAUGCAUAUACAAUGGUUUGCAUGCUUGAAGCAAAAGGCAUAAAUAGCAAUGAUAAGAUUAAGAUUGUGAUUCCGGUAGACUGUAGAGCCCGUUUAAACCCUCCAUUACCUAAGAAUUAUAUUGGUAAUUGUGUUAGCUCCUUUGAUGUGGUUGUGGAAAGAGAAGAUCUCAUGAAAGAGAAUGGGGUUGCGUAUGUUGCGAAGAGGCUUACUGAGAUGAUAAAAGGAUUAGAGAAUAGAUCAGUUCUCGAGGGAGCAAAGGAGAGGAUACCAUACACUGAUUGGGAGAAAUUUACUCAAACGGUUCGAGCUGUUGGGACAAACCGAUUUGGGAUGUAUGGGGCAGAUUUUGGAUGGGGGAAGCCAAGCAAUGUGGAGGUCACGACAAUAGCUAGAACUGGUGCCUUUUCUAUUAUGGAGAGCAAAGAUGAAGGUGGUGGAGUUGAAGUUGGUUUAGUCUUGAAGGAGCAUGAGAUGAAACUAUUCGGUUCUCUAUUUACCAGAGUUAAGAUUUCUCAGUCUACAUGUUAG